AUGCCUUUUGGCUUAUCCAAGGUGAAACCAAUCGUGGGUUCCGUCAAUUCCAACCCCAUGUCAACAAAGUAUUGUUGCAUGGUCAUGAGAAUCAACAUUGACUGCAAUUCUUGCUGCAGAAAAUUAAGGAGAAUCAUUCUAAGGAUGAAAGGGAUAGAGACCAAUUUGAUAGAGAAGCAACAGCGCACCGUAUAUGUAUGUGGAAGAUUUAUACCAGCUGAAGUUGCAAUAAAGAUAAAGAAAAAGAUGAACCGUAGAGUUGAGAUCCUUGAAAUUCAAGAACUUGAAGGGGAAGUUCAAGAAUUUGAAGGCAUAUAA
Molecule: messenger RNA, 318 nt
Organism: Gastrolobium bilobum
Lineage: Eukaryota; Viridiplantae; Streptophyta; Magnoliopsida; Fabales; Fabaceae
Product: heavy metal-associated isoprenylated plant protein 19
Exons: 3
Coding region: 1-318 (105 amino acids)
Molecular function (GO): metal ion binding
Source: RefSeq, a predicted model, not a curated record